AUGGAAGGGCCGGAUCGGAUUGGUCCCGAUCAUAGUCCGAAGCGGACGCUCCGUGACCGAGCCCGACGAGUGGUGAAAACUUGGACCACCAAAGAAGGAUUGGUUGGAGAUUAUAACUAUGCCUACUUGUUCACACCGAGAAUCCCCUUCACCAAGCACGUACGAAAGACCGCACCGUUCUUCGGACUGCAUGACCGUUUGCCGGUGUUGCUGGCCUUCAUCUUGGGUCUCCAACAUGCCCUAGCAAUGUUGGCUGGAGUUAUCUCUCCGCCUAUCAUCUUGGGUGGAUCUAGCGGUGCAAACUUUGGAGACGAGGAGUAUCAGUACCUGGUGUCGACGUCUCUGAUCGUUUCUGGCCUGCUUUCCGCUGUGCAGAUGACUCGCUUUCGCCUCUGGAAAACUCGAUUCUUCAUCGGUACCGGCUUGAUCUCCGUCGUUGGCACUUCCUUCUCCACCAUCACCGUCGCCUCGGGCACCUUCAGCCAGAUGUACGCCUCCGGAUACUGCCCCGUGGAUGGCGAAGGAAAUCGUCUCCCCUGCCCGAAAGGCUACGGAGCCAUCCUCGGUACUGCAUGCUUGUGCUCGCUGCUUGAGAUCGGCCUAUCCUUUAUGAGCCCUAGGAUCUUGAAACGCAUCUUCCCGCCUCUAGUGACUGGUCCCACGGUUCUGCUGAUCGGAGCAAGUCUGAUCUCAAGUGGUAUGAAGGACUGGGCUGGCGGUUCCGGCAGCUGUGGGUUUGAUCCAUCCGCCCGUGCUCUUUGCCCCAGUGCCAAUGCACCCCAUGCGCUGCCUUGGGGAAGUGCCGAGUUCAUCGGUCUCGGCUUCUUGGUGUUUGUGACCAUCAUCCUCUGCGAGCGAUUCGGUUCCCCCAUCAUGAAAUCCUGCGCCGUGGUGAUCGGUCUGCUGGUGGGAUGCAUCGUGGCCGCGGCCUGUGGUUACUUCGACCGAUCCGGCAUCGACGCGGCCCCGGUCGCCUCGUUCAUCUGGCUGAAGACAUUCCCGCUGACGAUCUACGCGCCGCUGAUCCUACCGUUCCUGGCACUGUACAUCGUGAUCAUGAUGGAAUCGAUCGGAGACAUCACCGCCACCUGCGACGUCUCCCAGCUUGAGGUCGAGGGCGCCGAGUUUGAUUCGCGCAUCCAGGGUGGUGUCCUGGGCAACGGCCUGACGUGUCUGUUCGCCGGCCUGUGCACCAUCACGCCCAUGUCGGUCUUCGCCCAGAACAACGGCGUCAUCGCGCUGACCAAGUGCGCCAACCGCAAGGCUGGCUACUGCUGCUGCUUCUUCCUCGUGGUCAUGGGCGUCUUCGCCAAGUUCGCGGCCGCCAUCGUGGCCAUCCCCAAGCCGGUGCUCGGCGGCAUGACCACCUUUCUGUUCUCGUCCGUGGCCAUCUCCGGCAUCCGCAUCAUCUCCACGAUCCCCUUCACGCGCCGCAACCGGUUCAUCCUGACGGCCGCGUUCGCCGUCGGCAUGGCCGCCACUCUGGUUCCGGACUGGUUCUCCUACUUCUUCACCUACAGCGGUGACAACCAUGCGCUACAGGGGUUGCUGAACGCGGUGGAUCUCGUCAUGGAGAACGGCUUCGCCAUCACCGCGGUCAUUGGACUGAUCCUCAACCUCAUCCUUCCCGAGGACCCGGAGGACGAGGCUGCCGUUGUGGAGGCCACCGAAACCCAGACUCCCACUGAAGCGAUCAAGGGUGCUUCGGAGCCUUUCCCAUAUAAAGCGGAGCAGCUGCCUGGUCCUUCAAGAGUAUGA
Aspergillus clavatus NRRL 1 is the source of this 1758-nucleotide messenger RNA. RefSeq names its product nucleobase:cation symporter-2 family protein. The transcript has 3 exons. Gene Ontology annotation, molecular function: xanthine transmembrane transporter activity. Gene Ontology annotation, biological process: xanthine transport; transmembrane transport. NCBI's taxonomy places the organism in Eukaryota, Fungi, Ascomycota, Eurotiomycetes, Eurotiales, Aspergillaceae. Bases 1 to 1758 code for a protein of 585 amino acids. The record is from RefSeq and is a predicted model, not a curated record. Gene Ontology annotation, cellular component: membrane; fungal-type vacuole.